GAAUAAUCUGUGACUUAAUAAUCCGUGCUUGACAUUGUGUGACAAACAAAAUCAAUGGCCUCAACCAAAACUUUUACUUUUGAGGAAGUUUCCAAACACAACAACAAAAAAGAUUGUUGGAUUAUGAUCCAUGGAAAGGUGUAUGAUGUGACCCCAUUUUUGGAUGAUCAUCCAGGUGGUGAAGAAUCUUUAAUUUCAUCAACAGGGAAGGAUGCUACUGUUGAUUUUGAAGAUGUAGGUCAUAGUGACUCUGCAAUAGAUAUGAUGCACAAAUACUGUAUUGGAAUGGUCGACACGUCGAACAUUCCAACUGAAGAUAAGUCCAUUCCUCCUCCACCUCCGCCUACACAAGCACGCAAUAAUCGUGAUCAAUCGUCGGGAUUUGUUGCAAAAGCAUUGCAAUUUAUGUUACCGUUACUGAUAUUGGCCUUUGCAUUUGCUAUGCAACAUUAUGGAAAAAAGAAACAAGUCAGUGACGCAUAAAAUAUGAAAAAUGAUGUGUAUGAAUCAUAUUUAUUACUCUAGCCAACACUAUACUAGCUGAUCAUUUAAACUCAAUUUGUUUAAUAUCUUGUAUUUGAAUAUUUUGAACUGGAUUUUAUUAUGAUUAUUGAUUAGCUUACAUGUUAUUGAUAAUUAAA
Lathyrus oleraceus (garden pea) is the source of this 641-nucleotide messenger RNA. RefSeq names its product cytochrome b5. Gene Ontology annotation, molecular function: heme binding. NCBI's taxonomy places the organism in Eukaryota, Viridiplantae, Streptophyta, Magnoliopsida, Fabales, Fabaceae. The record is from RefSeq and is a predicted model, not a curated record. The transcript is spliced from 3 exons. Bases 55 to 483 code for a protein of 142 amino acids. Gene Ontology annotation, cellular component: intracellular membrane-bounded organelle; membrane.